AUGCCCCCGAAACCUGCUGCAGAUGCCCCCCCACCAGCUGCUGCAGCAGCUCCACCAGCUCCAGGAGCCCCACCAGCCCCAGGGGCCCCACCAGCUCCAGGAGCCCCACCUGCCGAGACCAAGCCACCUGAACAGACACCUGAAGAAAUGUCAUUUUAUGCUCCAGAUUACCUAUAUUUGACCAUCGUGGCUCUAAUUCUUUUCCCUCCCCUGGGAAUACCAGCCAUCCUCUUCUCUCGCAAGACCAAAGAGGCCAACAAGAACAGCAAAUGGGAAGAGGCUUAUAUCAACUCAGGCCGAACUGGAUGGCUGGAUGUAUUCGCCAUACUUAUCGGUUUAGGCCUCAUUUAUUACCUGGUCCUAUUUAUGUGAAGGCCAGGCCCAGUAGCCAAUGGGUUCAU
Phacochoerus africanus (Common warthog) is the source of this 401-nucleotide messenger RNA. It is a transcript of the gene PMIS2, whose product is annotated as PMIS2 transmembrane protein. NCBI's taxonomy places the organism in Eukaryota, Metazoa, Chordata, Mammalia, Artiodactyla, Suidae. The transcript has 2 exons. The record is from RefSeq and is a predicted model, not a curated record. Gene Ontology annotation, cellular component: membrane; intracellular membrane-bounded organelle. The coding region runs from base 1 to 372 and encodes 123 amino acids.